Messenger RNA from Cannabis sativa, 1438 nucleotides. RefSeq names its product probable serine/threonine-protein kinase PBL7. Gene Ontology annotation, biological process: protein phosphorylation. The coding region runs from base 229 to 1341 and encodes 370 amino acids. NCBI's taxonomy places the organism in Eukaryota, Viridiplantae, Streptophyta, Magnoliopsida, Rosales, Cannabaceae. Gene Ontology annotation, molecular function: ATP binding; protein kinase activity. The transcript is spliced from 5 exons. The record is from RefSeq and is a predicted model, not a curated record.
UGUGUUAAAAACAUUAUUCUCAAACAUUAAUUUAAAUAGAAAACUCCUUUGAGGAAAAUAUUCAAAAAUAUUUUUUUUUUCCUGAAUAUCUUGAAAAAUUCCUUAAGUAGUAAAAGGAGUUGAUGAUCAGAGAUUUUAGUAUAUAACAUCAACACAUAUAUAUAAGUUAAUAACUAUAUAUAACCUGGUGAUUACUACAAGAUUAGCAUAUUAAUUAUUACAGCCAAAAUGAGUUGGUUCAAGAACUUCUUCUCAUGUUUUUGUGCCCGGUCAAUAAUGUCAAACUCAUCAAAGCACAAUACUAAUUACCAUGAAGAAGAAGACCUUAAUAUUAACCAAAACCAACCUCCACCACACCCUAGUACUCUUCAACUUCAAGAACCAUCUUCAUCAUCAUUAUUAGAAGCUGCAGAAGAAUUAAAUUCCAAUCCUAGAAGUAACGUACCUCAAAUAUUCACUUAUAAUGAACUUGAUGAUGCAACAAACAACUUUUCUCAUAUUGUUAAUCUUUGUGGAUUUGGAUAUGUAUACAAAGGAACCUUACCAAAUUCUAAUCAGGUUGUAGCAGUUAAAAGGGUUGGAGAGAGUGAGUAUCUAGUUAAAUCUCACAUGCUUUCACUUCUAAGCCAUCAAAAUCUUGUCACUCUCGUUGGCUAUUUUUCUCAAGGGAAUAUUCAUCUUCUUGUUUAUGAAUUCAUGCCUUUAUACUCUUUAAAGGACCAUCUCUUUAUUGACCGUUUUCCAAGAAGAAGGAGGCCCUUAGAUUGGAACAACAGAAUGAAGAUAGCCUUAGGUGUAGCCAAAGGAUUAGAGUAUCUUCAUAAUGGCACAAAUCGACCGGUGGUUCAUGGAAACCUAACACCAUCAAAUGUAUUAUUGGGCCAAGGAUUUAGCCCAAAGCUCACUGAUUUUGGGCUUCCAAGUAUUAAUAUCCCAAGUUGGGCUAGAUCCAAUAGGGCUAUGGGCUCUAAUUUUGGUUACUCAGCUCCAGAGUACAUUACAAAUAGAACAUUGUCCACUAAGACUGACAUUUAUAGCUUUGGAGUACUAUUGCUUCAUCUCAUCACUGGAAAUCAAGCCAUCGUCAAUAGGAGGAGCCGUAGUGGUCAAAUAAUAUGGCUCACUCAAUGGGUACAAGCCAUAAUGAAAGACAAAUAUCAUCUGAUAGAUAUUGCUGAUCUAAGCCUUUCUGGUCAGUACCCAAAAGAUUGUUUGGAAUCUGUAUUGGAAUUGGCUGGCUUGUGUGUGAAAAAUGAUGCAGAGGAACGUCCUAACAUCAUUGAAGUGGUACAGCAAUUGGAGAUUUUGGAAGCAAAUAAGUACCAUAGUCCAAAUAAGUAAAAAUGUCACUAGGUGUUUUUAUUCUUUUUUUACUGAAUUGUUAAGUGAUGACUAUUAUACAUACUCAUAAAUAUAUUAGUUUUUUUAUUUAUUAACA